This is a messenger RNA of Aplysia californica (California sea hare), 1486 nucleotides long. Its product is annotated as slit homolog 3 protein. Gene Ontology annotation, molecular function: protein binding. NCBI's taxonomy places the organism in Eukaryota, Metazoa, Mollusca, Gastropoda, Aplysiida, Aplysiidae. The record is from RefSeq and is a predicted model, not a curated record. Gene Ontology annotation, cellular component: plasma membrane.
GGCUAAACACUCCCCGUGACGCAACACACGAUGGUCGCCACGCCCACGAUCGGCGCCCUCGUCCAAUCAGCGCUCCUGUUGUUCCUAGCAAGCCACGCCCCCGUGAGCCACGCCCAAGUGCCAUGCCCCGCCCGCUGCCGCUCCUGCUCCAAUGGAGUGGCAGACUGCAGUCAGCAGAGUCUUACAGCCCCGCCCAAGGGAGCUGACCAGCCUGCGGUACCUGUUCCUGAACAACAACCCCCUGGUCUCGAUGCCCACCAUGCAGUUCGGCAGCCAGGUCCUGCAGCUAGUGGACCUGUCCCACUGCCGGUUGACCAGUGUGCCCCAACCCCUGCCCGCCUCCGUGGGCGACCUGCGUCUCGGAAACAACAGGCUCUCACAGAGGUGUGGUUGCGUGGCAACCGGCUGGUGUACAUCCCACGUGACCUGCCCGACAACGUCCGCAAGGUGCACAUGGACUCCAACAACCUGCAGCAGAUCGAGGGCAACCUGUUCCGGCCCAGCUCCCGCCUCGACUAUCUGACGGUGGAGAACAACCAGAUCACCAGGGUGGCCCCAGAUACUUUCUCCGGCCUCCGGUUCCUCAACACACUUAACUUCCAGGCAGGUGACCCUGGAGGUCCUGUCCCACGUGACCCACCUGGACCUGAGCUACAACACCCUGGAGUGGGUGAGCCCGCGAGUGCGCACCGUGUUCCCCGCGCUGCAGUCGAUGACGCUGGACGGGAACCCGCUGCGCUGCUCGCGGCGUCUGCGCUGGCUGGGCGACUGGAUGCGCACGGAGGAGCGCGUCAACUUCUUCAACUACGAGGAGCCCGUGUGCGAGACGCCGGGCCGGUUGCGCGGGCGGCCGCUGCGGAGCCUGGACGCGAACGAGUGGGCGGAGGAGAACGAGCCGGACGGCGGCGGAAUGGGCGGGGACUACGAGGUCGCCGCGCGGGGAUUGGGCGAGCUGCAGGCCGACGCGGCGCCGCGCGAAGAAGGGGCGGGGCCGCCGCCAGCUGCGGUUACGAUUGGCCGCGGAGGAGGAGCAGAAGGAAGCGUAUCGGUGAGGGGCGGAGCUAAGGAGAAGGAGGUUGUUUCGCCGAAACGGGGCAGGGGUGGAAAGGAAAAGAGGAGAGGGAAAGCCGCGAAACGAGGAGGGAGGAGGAGAAAGGGGAAAGGCGAAGGGAGAAAAGGGAAGAAAUCCGGGGAUAAAAAGAAGGGGAAGAAAGCGGAUAGGAAGAAGAAUAGGGACCGAAAGCGUAAGAACAAGAAGGGGAAAGGAAGGAGGAGAAAGAGAGAAGCCACGGAAGUGUUUGUGAACGACGAGGGAACCCCGUUGGGCGCAGAGGAGGUGGAAGUGCAAGGUUAAACACAUCACAGAAAAAUCUCCAAAUCGAUUGUACAUCGUAAAUCAUUUACAUUUUCCUGGAGACUCGUCUCACGGUGGUAAAACGCAUAAUGAUUCAAUCGUUUCAAAGGUCAAGUAAAUGACUAUUUUUUU